Messenger RNA from Daucus carota subsp. sativus, 1817 nucleotides. RefSeq lists its product as uncharacterized. The record is from RefSeq and is a predicted model, not a curated record. Gene Ontology annotation, molecular function: protein binding. The transcript is spliced from 2 exons. The coding region runs from base 86 to 1330 and encodes 414 amino acids. NCBI's taxonomy places the organism in Eukaryota, Viridiplantae, Streptophyta, Magnoliopsida, Apiales, Apiaceae.
UCUCGUAAUAAGCGAAAGCGGGAGAUUAAACGCCUUAAUUUGAGCAAAAUCGGGUUACUAAACCUCUUACAAAUUGCAUAUAUAUAUGAGGUCUUUUUCUUCCCCAAUUUACAGCCCCAGCCCCCCACAAUCACCAGCGAAAAACCUAACCCCUGAGAUGGCGAAGCGAACCGAGGGGGUGGAGAGGUUAAGUGAUGAAGAUCUUUUAACCGAGGUGCUUUCUAGACUCCCCGUAAAAUACUUACUCCAAUGCAAAGCCGUGUCAAAACCCUGGUACUCUCUCAUUUCGAACCCUAGUUUCAUCAAAUCUCAUUAUCAACGUCAUGCUAUUACAAUCAACGGCGCUGUGGAUGAUAAUAAUGAACAAGCUCCUACUCUCAUUGUACGCCUUUUCAAACAAGAAGAUCGUGAUGACCAUCCUGAAGAAGACGGCUCCUAUUCACUCUUCCGACUCGGUAAUCGUGAUGAAUAUGUAGCCGAUCUUGGUUUUCCUUUCUCCAGAGGUGAUUAUCCCUUCACGCCUCCCUCUAUUCUCGUUGGUUGUGUUUGCGGAAUUGUUUGUGUUUGUGUUGAUCCUUCUGCUCCUAUUGAUGCUAUUCAUUGCGUGCCUGCUUGUGAUAAAGCUACUGACAUAUACAUUUGGAAUCCCGCAACUAGGCAAUCCAAACUCAUUCCCUCGCAUGCUCUUUACAACUGUGAUGAUAAGAAUAAAGUUGCUUUAGGCUUCGGGUUUGAUCCCGUUGAUUUUGAUUUUAAGGUUGUUAGGGUUGUAUCUCGUGCUAUUUUUCCUCAGGUCUAUUCUGCAAAUAGAGAUACUUGGCGAAACAUUGAGAUUAAGUUGAUUGAUAUUCCCUACAACUGUGCGUUUGAUAUAUGCCUCCAUGGAUUUUUGUUUGCCAUGGGAUGUAGUGGUAUGAUGGCUUUUAAUCUAAAUAAGGAGGUGUUUAUUUGUGAAAUUAAGCUACCUAUUAAACCUAGUGACCCUCACAAAUGUUACGAUGCCCGAAUUGUUGAUUUCAAGGAUUCUAUAGCUAUUAUGUUCUCUAAUGACGAGGAGCUGAGCAGCGGAAAAAUUAACUUGUGGACAUUAGAUGACGAGGCAUGCCUUCGUGAUGGUGGAGUUGAGGCGUCAUGGACUUUCAUGCUUAAUAUUGACGUAGAGAGCCAGCAAAUGCUGCUAGUCACAGGAUCAAAAUUAGUCAAUUGGUCUGAUGAUGAAGAUGUGGAAAGCAGUGUUGAUUUGGAAGAUGAUUCAGAAGGUGAUAAUGAGGAAGACAGUGUUGAUUUAGAAGAUGAAAAUGAGGAGAGUCAACAGUAUUUCUCAAGCUGAUAAGCAGCUUAGAAUCUGACGAUUAUUGCGAGGAAAAAGUGCAGAUCCUGAAGGUGAUGAUGAUAUUACUCAUCUUGAUUAUUGUAUUUCUAUGUUCAUGUUCCUCAAUUCAUUUUACAUUUCUAAACCGUGUGGGAUAAUUCGACGUUUCUCACCAUGACUUGGACAUGAAUAAAUAUUUUAUAAUGUGUGUGUUUUAUCCUGGUGCUAGUUGACUAUAUUAGCUAUUGGAUUGAGUCAAUCGAAUUGAGAGAUACAAGUUAUGACAUUCUUGCAGGUCGAGGAACCCUCUUAAAUGGGUACACAGGUAUAUGAGGAUCCCAUGAAGCCAUACUAAAAACCAUUCAGCGAAUGCCACACAUAUGAUAGAGGCCUAGUUACACAUUGAAAUCUCCUUUGUUUUCAAGAACAUGAUUGUAAUUUGUACAUGGAGUAUUAUUUACUCCAUAAAUUCUAUAUUUAAUCAAUAAAUUCUCGAUUAGUAUUA